Molecule: messenger RNA, 4413 nt
Organism: Anolis sagrei ordinatus
Lineage: Eukaryota; Metazoa; Chordata; Lepidosauria; Squamata; Anolidae
Product: bifunctional heparan sulfate N-deacetylase/N-sulfotransferase 4
Cellular component (GO): Golgi apparatus
Molecular function (GO): heparan sulfate N-sulfotransferase activity; deacetylase activity
Source: RefSeq, a predicted model, not a curated record
GAGAUGUCAACAGUCACGCGUGGCGUUUCCCACUCCUGGAUGGAAUGCAGCCAGGUCAUGAUGGCAAGAGCAACGGGGAGACUGGAGAGCCAGUCCUUCGGGGCGGCCAGUCAGUCCCCCGGCCACGCGGCGCCUGAGGCUGAUGCCUGAUUUCUCCGCCUUUGCCGCCGGGGCGCCUUUCGCGCGUGUAAAGCCCACACUGCGCCGCCUGGGUGACAUCACAGCCGCUUCUAGUCCUUGAGAAGCGGGAGGAUGAUUAGCUGAAGGAAUUGGCCGCUUCUGCCAAUCAUAAUCCUCCAAAGCCGGCUUCGUAGUUCUAUCGGCAUUCUGCCGAAGGGAGGAAGGGAAGAGGCGAAGCAGCCGGUCCUCCUCGGGUGAUGAAGUAGUUCUCCUCCCUCGCCUCCUCUUCUUUUGCUCUUCGGUGACUGCUGGGCUUGUCCGAGAAGCAAGCCGCUUUCCAACGGAGGCUUGAAUCCUUCCAGCUGGGAAGGGUUAAAGAGAGAGAGAGAGAGGGAAAGAGAGAGAGAGGAGGACCGUGUGUAUACAUAAAAAUGUGACCGCCGCUCCCACGGAGUCCAGUGGAGAAGGCAGCGCAGCAGGAGGCGUCUUCUUGGGAUGCUAUGCAAGCAGUGGGCAUGAGGUGGGCAGAAAAGGCAGAGGGAAAGUCCUGCCUUGCCCGGGGCUGAAGCACAACACUCUCCGGAAGAGACACGUCCCAUGGACUUGCCAAGAACAUCUCUUUGGAUAAUGUUAAGCGACUUUUCAAUUGAUUAUUUGGAACUGGUGCAUUCAAAGAAGACUGCUUCCAAUAUAAAUUUGCAACUCCUUGGACUCUUACAUCGCAAAGUUUCAUAGCCUCAUCCACCACCCUUAUAAAUGCAUUGCAAUGGUCACAUGAAUGUUUGGAGAGUGGCACUCAUAACUUGGCUUGUUUAUAAUGGCACUUUAGAAGGAAGAAGCCACUUGUUUUUUUAAAUAAACAGAAAGUGCUGCAAAGAAAAAAUGAAUCUGAUUGUGAAACUUCGUAGAAGUUUCCGAACAAUAGUAAUACUCUUAGCUACUUUCUGUUUGGUGAGCAUAGUCAUUUCUGCUUAUUACUUGUAUACAGGUCACAAGCAAGAAAUAGCUCUUAUUGAGGCAACAGAUGGGAUAGAAUGUGAAAAUCUUAAACUCUUACCAUAUAGAUCAAUGGACCUUAAAAUGGUGAAACCAAUUGAUCCAUCUAGGACUGACCCUACUGUGCUACUGUUUGUUGAAAGCCAGUAUUCUCAGCUUGGCCAAGACAUCAUAGCUAUUCUGGAGUCGAGCCGAUUUCAAUUUCAGAUGGUGAUUGCAUCUGGGAAGGGGGACAUUCCUCCACUGGCUGACAAUGGCAAAGGGAAAUAUAUCCUGGUGAUCUAUGAAAAUAUUUUGAAGUACACAUCCAUGGAUUCUUGGAAUAGAGAACUCCUGGAGAAAUACUGUGUGGAAUACAGUGUUAGUAUAAUUGGUUUUCAUAAAGCCAAUGAGAACAGCUUGCCAAGCAUUACACUCAAAGGAUUUCCAUUAUAUCUUUACAAUAAUGUGGCUCUGCAAGAUUGCUUAGUAAAUCCUCAGUCUCCUCUGCUGCACAUAACCAAAGCCCCAAGGGUUGAGAAAGGCCCAUUACCUGGUGAAGAUUGGACCAUUUUCCAAUAUAAUCAUUCUACAUACCAACCAGUGCUUUUAACAGAAAUUCAGGCUUCCAAACCAUUCCCAGCAUCACUGCCAAAGGUUUCUCUUUAUGCUACAGUGAUUCAGGACCUGGGACUACAUGAUGGAAUUCAAAGAGUCCUUUUUGGAAACAAUUUGAACUUUUGGCUGCACAAACUCAUUUUUAUAGAUGCCAUCUCCUUCUUGACAGGGAAAAGGCUUUCACUGUCCUUGGAUAGAUACAUUCUUGUUGACAUUGAUGACAUCUUUGUUGGAAAAGAAGGGACAAGGAUGAAUGUAAAAGAUGUCAAGGCCUUACUAGAGACUCAAAUUUUACUUCGCACUCAGGUUGCAAAUUUUACCUUCAACCUUGGAUUUUCAGGAAAGUUUUACCACACAGGAACCAUUGAAGAAGAUGAAGGUGAUGACUUGCUGUUGAGUUCUGUGGAUGAAUUCUGGUGGUUUCCUCAUAUGUGGAGCCACAUGCAGCCUCAUCUCUUCCAUAAUGAGUCAUCUCUGGUGGAACAGAUGAUUCUCAACAAAGAAUUUGCACUAGAACAUGGUAUUCCAACUGGCAUGGGCUAUGCAGUGGCUCCUCACCAUUCUGGUGUAUAUCCUGUUCAUAUUCAGCUUUAUGAAGCCUGGAAGAAAGUCUGGGGUAUUAAAGUCACAAGUACUGAAGAGUACCCUCAUCUAAAACCUGCACGGUACAGACGGGGCUUCAUCCACAAUGGCAUCAUGGUACUCCCUCGACAGACAUGUGGACUUUUCACCCAUACCAUUUUUUACAAAGAAUAUCCUGGAGGGCCUCAAGAACUAGAUAAAAGUAUUCGAGGAGGUGAACUGUUUCUUACCAUUCUUCUUAACCCCAUCAGUAUCUUCAUGACUCAUUUGUCAAACUACGGAAAUGACCGGCUAGGUUUAUAUACAUUUCUCAACCUGGCCAGCUUUGUUCAAACAUGGACUAACCUGAAGCUGCAGACCCUCCCGCCAGUUCAGCUGGCUCGCAAGUACUUUGAGCUUUUCCCUGAGCAAAAAGACCCACUCUGGCAGAAUCCAUGUGAUGACAGACGUCAUAGGGAUAUCUGGUCUAGAGAGAAAACAUGUGACCAUCUACCAAAAUUUCUUGUGAUAGGACCCCAGAAAACAGGAACAACUGCACUUUAUUUAUUUCUCCUUAUGCAUCCCUCCAUCAUUAGCAAUUUCCCUAGUCCAAAAACCUUUGAAGAAGUUCAGUUCUUUAAUGGAAACAACUAUAACAAGGGAAUAGACUGGUACAUGAGCUUCUUUCCUACUCCUUCCAACAUCACCACUGAUAUCUUGUUUGAGAAAAGUGCCAACUAUUUUCAUUCAGAGGAUGCCCCCAAACGGGCUGUCUCCUUGAUCCCCAAAGCAAAAAUCAUCACAAUUCUCAUUGAUCCAUCAGACCGAGCAUAUUCCUGGUAUCAGCACCAACGUUCUCAUGAGGAUUCUGCUGCUCUUAAAUUCAAUUUCUAUGAAGUGAUUACUUCAGAUGACUUGGCACACUCAGAGCUAAAGAUUCUACAAAAAAGAUGUUUAAUUCCUGGCUGGUAUGCGAUCCAUAUAGAGAGAUGGCUAAAAUACUUUCCCACUUCCCAGUUGCUAAUUAUUGAUGGACAGCAGCUAAGAAGUGACCCUGCUAGUAUCAUGGAUGAAGUUCAAAAGUUUCUGGGAGUUUCUCCACAUUAUAAUUACUCUGAAGCCCUAACGUUUGAUCCUCAGAAAGGAUUUUGGUGUCAGCUGCUUGAGAGUGGAAAGACAAAGUGUCUGGGCAAAAGCAAAGGCCGGAAAUAUCCACCAAUGGAUCAAGAGUCUAGGGCAUUCCUUUCAAACUACUACAGAGAUCACAACGUGGAACUUUCCAAAUUGCUACACAGACUUGGACAACCUUUGCCAUCCUGGCUAAGACAAGAGCUUCAGAAACUGAGAUAGCACCAAGAAGAGACUGUACCUCAUCCUGUUUCCUUCACUGUACCACCCUUUGCUUUACUGAUGGAUUUUCAGUUGUAAAAGACCACAUUAAUAAUUCUUCCUCAAAAUUAAUAAAAUAAGAAAUAAAGCCACACAGCAAAAGGAGGCAGGAAAGCUAUAAAUGUAUGUGUGCUAUCAGCUUUUGGGUCUAGAAAAAACAUUCGAGCUAUGAGGAAUUGUUCUUUAUCUUGUCUGGGACUCACACAUAUUCCAGUCACCGGAAAAGUCACAGAAAUUGUGUUUAUGAUCGAUACUCUUCAUUAUAUAUGACAAAUUACAGUCUGUCAAGACACAAGCAAAAGGAUAGAAACAUCUCUCAGAGGAUUGUGAGUGCAUCCUUUCCAUGCAGUUUUCUAAAAUAUGGAUCCAAGGACUGGAUGCUCUCCAUCACUCCUGCAUCCCCAACUAUGAAUAAAGAUUCAUAAAUGACAUAAACUCUUACAUCUGCCAAGUUGCAAGGACUGUUUUUUUAAAAGAUAUAGCUAUAGAAAACGUAAUCAUCCCAUUGAAAAUGAUUUCAAUAUACACUUUGAUGUUAACUGCCUUGAAAAUGAAUUGUUUUCUAUCUAACUGUUGCAAAUCCCAUUUGCCUGGAUAUAUACUUGAUUCAAGAACUGAAGGGGACAUAACUUCCAAUCCCUCUGGAGUAUUUUUAGUUUAUUUGGGAAUUUGUUUAGGGAAUGGACACAAAAUUGUAAAUACAUUGUAUUUUUCUCACUUCUACAGAAUAAAAUUUUCUGCUGCACUAUU